Molecule: messenger RNA, 357 nt
Organism: Periconia digitata
Lineage: Eukaryota; Fungi; Ascomycota; Dothideomycetes; Pleosporales; Periconiaceae
Source: the annotation of a GenBank genome assembly
UCGGCCAUCGCUCACAAUCUCACGACUCAUUUGAAACAACUUCCUCGUCGACCUAGACCUUGCUUCCAUCUUCUUCCCUACUUUCCCCCCCAGAUCCUGGCCCCUUAUGCUACCAACAAGUUCCAGGCCUUCGGGAUUCCAGCUCACAGGGCAGGGCUCCCACCAUCAAAGCCACGGAUGCAGGAUUCGAUCCGAGCACCAUCCUUCCACUCCAACUCAGCUCCGCUGAAUGCCAUCUCAUCUAAGCUCAACCCCAACAUCCCAGUACAAAUGCUCACUAUGGUUAACAUGCAAGCAUCCUUGCCGCAAACUAGACCAACUAGUCUAACAAUAAUUGUCCAUCAUCAUUGCCGAUAG